ACAUGCCGAAGUGUAGCGAGAAAAGAAAAUUAAUCACAUAUCUUGAACAGGCGGUCAUUGACGAUUUAUUCCAGCUAGAAUUAUUUGAGGAUGAAGACGAUCAGCGAGAGAGAGAAGAUGACAUAAUCGAUGAAUUUAUGUUUUCAACAACAAUCGCCGAGCAUUUUCGUUAUGCUGUCCCAUUUAUAAUUGGAUCUGUUCCAAAAUCUCGACAUUUUGCUGCCAAUGUCUUGCCAAAUUUAGAUGAAACUCGUUUUAGGGAACUUAUUCGUGUUAAUUGGAUUAAUUUCAAAAUUAUCGUUCGUCUGAUUGAGCAUGACGUGGUUUUCAACACUUCACGAGCGUACAAGCAAUUUCCAGUGGACAUUCAAUUAAUGAUUGUUCUUUAUCGAUUGGGUUCCUAUGGUGAAGGUGCAUCCGUAGGGAAAAUAGCGGCUUUCUUUGGCAUUGGUGAUGGCGGCACAGUUCAGAUCAUUACUGAUCGGGUUUUCAAAGCCAUACUUAACCUUAAAACAAGAUAUUUAUGUUGGCCUGAAGCUUCCGAACGACGUGAAUUAGUUGCAAAAACCUUCCACGAGCUACCUCAUUGUAUUGGAUAUGUUGACGGUACUGAAAUUAAGCUCGCUGAGAAGCCUUUUGAUGACCCAGAGGCAUAUUUUUCACGUAAACAUAUAUAUUCUUUGAAAGUACAAGCAGUUUGUGACUACCAAAAAAAAAUUCGACAUAUGGUGCUUGGUUAUCCUGGGAGCGUGCACGAUAGUAGAAUUUUCAACAACUGCGAACUAUCAACAAAACCUUCGGAAUAUUUCUCAGGAGCUGAAUGGCUUGCGGGUGAUAGUGCCUAUAAGUUAACAACAACCGUUAUCACACCCUACAGAAUCAAUGCUACAGAGAGGACUACUGAAGACAGGAACCAGUUCAACAAAACUUUAAGCAAAUAUCGCAUUCGCAUCGAACAUUGCUUUGGAUUGAUGAAGGAAAGGUUCAAUAGUUUGAAAGAACUAAAAAUUUCAGCCAAAAAUGAUGAGAGCAUCAAGCAAGCAUGUCGUUGGAUUUUAGUUUGUGCUAUUAUUCAAAACAUUUUGAUAGAGUCAGGUGAGGAAGAGGAUAACUUUGAACCACCAGAAGCUGCACACGACAACGCGGAACAGGAAGGGGAAGUGAACGUUACGAGCACACCCAACGAAGGAGAACUUAAACGCCGAGCUUUGUUGGAAAUAAUCAAAGAACUGCAGGAAAAGUAA
Molecule: messenger RNA, 1244 nt
Organism: Armigeres subalbatus
Lineage: Eukaryota; Metazoa; Arthropoda; Insecta; Diptera; Culicidae
Product: putative nuclease HARBI1
Exons: 2
Coding region: 3-1244 (413 amino acids)
Source: RefSeq, a predicted model, not a curated record